UUCGGACAAAUGUUUAGUUUUAAAAAUGUAAUGAAAUCUAAAAAAAUAUUAAUGUGAACUAAUUUGAAAGCACUUAUAAAUUUAAUGAGUAAAUAACACUUUUGUAAAUCCCGCGAGGUUUAUCUGCAAUUCAUCGGUUAUUGACACAUUACCAAUAUGGCGCUUAAGUGUAAAAGACGUGCUUUUAUGGUAUAUAUUGUAAUCUGAUUCUCAUACAAUUAAACAAUUCUGGGUAAGAUAUGCAUUUUUUUUAAAAAAACUGAUAUAUAUAUAUUUAUAUAUAUAUAUAUUUACAUAUCGUUAUUUAUAUAUUAAAGAACGUAUCCGUCUUUGCUGUAUUUUGGGUUGAGAAAAACAUUCCUCAAACCUUAAAUCAUGACUUGAAUUUAAGGAAGAAUUUUUUUAUUAUAAUAUGAAAGAUGCAAACUUAAGAGAUUAAAUUUGUAACUGAUACCAAAUAACAAAAAAAUGCCAAGUUUACGCAAGAAGGUAGCUGGCUUUAUGCGCCAACUAUCUAUUAGUAAUUUGGCUGGUGCUGUUGAAAAUAUGGGGCUAGGAGAACAACCUCUUCGUAGUCCAAGAUCAGUAACACAGGAUUUUCCAAGCGAAUGUUUCAUUACGCGGUAUCUUAAUGGAUUAGAAACAAAACAAGAAGGUCCACCGAUUUUGCAUGGUAGAAAUCCAGAGGAAUUACCUAUUAAACAACUUGGAAAUUAUCAAGAUGAUAAAGAAGUGUUUGCUGCUUUAACAGGCCCAGAUAGUGGACUUACAGCAGUUAAUCUUCAAGAAAGACAUCUAAGUAUGAAUGAUAUUGAUAUUGAUUAUAUUGACAUGUUGGAUCAAAGUGAGCAAUAUAGAACAGGAUCAAAUUCAUCUUCCAUUGUAAUUGCUGGAGUUCCAAAUUGGUUUCUUCCUCAUGAAAUGGCUUAUGGUAUUGCUACAACAUUAUAUGAAAAAAAUCCUAUAAAUAAUAUUAACAAUGGAGAACCAAUUGCUGACUGCUUUGGUAUUUCUGCAAGACAAAAUUCUGCAAUAUUGGCUCUGGCUGAUGGUGUCAAUUGGGGUACAAAGGCAAGCAUUGCAGCAAGAUCUGCGGUGCAUGGAAGCAUGGAAUACCUGAAUAAAGCUCUUUUUUCACCUUCGAUAAAUAGUGCUAUAACUACGACAAAAGAUGUUUUUGUAGCCCUCUUACGUUCGUUCCAUGCAGCACAUUCGUUAAUACUUCAGGAACAAGGCAUGCUCACAACAUUGACUGUAUGUGCUGUUCUACCCUUAGAGAGCACAACCACUAAUUCCAGUAUUCACCAUAAAAAAUUUGUGGCUUGUACAUGCAAUGUUGGUGAUAGUUUAGCAUACGUAUACUCAAGAAAAACUGGUGUCAGAGAAAUAACACGAGGAUCUCACGAUAUUCAUUGUAUGCGUGAUAUGCGUGAUGCAUUAGGAGCUUUAGGACCUGUCGAUGGAUCUAAUCCAGAAUUAAAUAAUUUAACGCUCGCUAUAACGGAAGUUGAACUUGGCGAUGUCGUAUUCUUAACCAGUGAUGGUAUAUCAGAUAAUUUUGAUCCAGUAGUUGGAAAAUUUGCAGUUCUACCAAAUCAUAAUGCUGCUUCUGAUGUAACAAUAUCAAUGAAAAGUAACAAUGAUGUAAGAACAAAAACAAGAAGAAAAUCAGCAGAAAAUUUACGACAUACAGAGUCUGGUAAUAGCAACGGAAAUAGUAAUAGUUUACCUGUAGUAGAAGCAUAUCAAAGACACGAGCUUACGCUCCUCAGAAUGGAAGAUUUAUUGAGAAGAGGAGUUUCUGGUGAAGGACCACCAUGUAAUAGUGCCAAACAUCUUUGUGAACUUCUCCUAGAUUUUGCAGUACGUAUUACAGCUGCCAAACGAAGAAUAUUAGAAGAUACAGAUUUAUAUUAUGCACAACACAAAGAUGGUCAAUUAGUGCAAUUGUCCAAGCAAGAACAACGAAAUAGACGGAAAAAGACACUAGAUAAAAUAACUAUGAUUCCAGGGAAGUUAGAUCACGCAACGGUCGUGGCAUAUGUAGUUGGAGCAUAUAAUUCAUCAGAAUGUAAUCUAUAAUCAUUUCGAAUAUUAGACAUUAUUUUUUAUUUAACAAAAAAAAAAAAAGAUAAGCUUUUACAAAAUGUCAAUAUUUCUGUGUCAUAUAAUUUGACAAAAUGUGAAAUUGAAUAUCAGAAUAUAUGGAAAAGAAUUUUGUUAAAUAUUUUAAUAUUCAUGAAAAAAACUCUGAUAUUUAUUAUAAUAAAAUUUCAUCAACAGAAAUAUCUAAUAUUUUGUUUACGAAAUUAUAAGAAAUACAUUUAUAUAAUUUGUUUUACUCAAACAUUAAAUGCUCCAUUUUUUUUUUUUUUAUUAUAAUUGAAUACAGUAAGAAAGAGUAAAGUAUUAUUUUAAAUAUUACAUGACAAAGUUCUUACAACAAAAAUGUAAAUGUACGUUGUAAGAAAAUUAACGAAUCUUUAUAAUUAAUCUCCAGUAUACAAAUAAAUAUGAGGAAAAAAAAGAAGAAAAAAAAAAUAAGAACACAAUGUAUAAAAGUGAUCUUUACUAGUUAAACACCCGUCCGCGUGAUAAUUUAUAAAUAAUAAUAAUAAUAUAUUGAAUCUUAAUUUUAUAUAUUUCACAAGCAUUUAACGCGUGUGCGAAUAGACGUAGGAUAUAAGUAAUAUUUAUAUUUAUAAUCUCAUAAGAAAUAUUAUUAUAUGUUAUUUAUUUAAUAUAAUUGAGAUCAUUGUAGAAAACUGACCAUUUUACGAAUGACAAUAUAAAAUUUCUUUUUAAAUGAAA
Messenger RNA from Vespula vulgaris, 2811 nucleotides. RefSeq names its product PP2C-like domain-containing protein CG9801. Bases 469 to 2082 code for a protein of 537 amino acids. The record is from RefSeq and is a predicted model, not a curated record. The transcript has 7 exons. NCBI's taxonomy places the organism in Eukaryota, Metazoa, Arthropoda, Insecta, Hymenoptera, Vespidae.